Messenger RNA from Humulus lupulus (European hop), 1557 nucleotides. RefSeq lists its product as uncharacterized. The transcript is spliced from 5 exons. Lineage: Eukaryota; Viridiplantae; Streptophyta; Magnoliopsida; Rosales; Cannabaceae. The record is from RefSeq and is a predicted model, not a curated record. The coding region runs from base 1 to 1557 and encodes 518 amino acids.
AUGUUAUGCAUAGACAAGAAGUCAAAAGAUACUGAAAAAGCACGACUUGACUUACAAAGGAUGAACAUACGCAAAGAAUUGCACUUAAAGAAACAAGGAGAUAAAUGGUUAAAACCACAAGCAUGUUACACGUUACCAUUAGUUGAGCGAAGAAACUUCUGCAAAUGGUUAGCAUCAGUCAAAUUUCCAGAUGGGUAUGCUGCAAAUAUUUCAAGGAAUGUCAACAUAAGUGAAGGCAAGAUUACUGGCUUAAAAAGUCAUGAUUGCCAUGUUUUGUUGCAAAGACUAUUGCCAGUUGGGUUGCGACCAUAUGUGAAAAAAGAUGUGCUACUUGCCAUUUCUGAGCUCUCAUUAUUUUUUCGAAAGUUGUGUGCAAAAACAUUACAUGUUGAAGACUUGGAUUCACUAGAACAAGGAAUCGUAAAAUGCGUAUGUAAGCUUGAAUCCAUUUUUCCCCCAGCAUUUUUUGAUGUCAUGAUCCACUUAGCAGUUCACUUACCUUCCGAGGCAAAGUUGGGUGGUCCUGUACAUACACGUUGGAUGUAUCCAGUUGAAAGGUUCUUAGGUUUUUUGAAAAAAUUAGCCAAGAAUAAUGCACGACCAGAAGGUUCAAUUGCUGAAGGAUAUGUUGCUAAUGAGGCUUUAACAUUUUGUUCAAUGUAUCUUCAUGGGAUUGAAACACGAUUUAAUCGUCCAGAACGUAAUUGGGAUCUCAAUGAAGUACGAAAUACAUCAACAUUAUCGGUUUUUUAUCAACCUACGAGACUAUUUGGUAGAAAAGAAUUACUCGAGUUACAACCUAUGGAGUAUAACAAGGCGCAUUGUGAGCACAGGCAAUUAUUACAAUCUAAAGGCAUAGUAGACAUCAUUCAAGCUCAAGAAUUAGAGUUUCCAUCUUGGUUCAAAGAAAAAAUAGUUGCAAAAUAUAAAUCAUCUCCUCGUGAAAUUAGUGAUUCAAUGUUUGCUCUUGCAAAUAUGCCAGAUCGAAGAAUCUUCUCAUAUAAUGGAUGUAUAGUUAAUGGUGUGCGGUAUCACACAGAAAUUUGGGACAUUGGACGAAUCACUCAAAAUUAUGGUGUUUGGGUUGAGGGUGAACAUGGUGGCAAUACAUGUGAUUUUUAUGGUGUCAUAACACAAAUUUUAGAAGUAUUGUACAUAUUAGACCACAAAGUGAAAAUGGAGGGUGGUGAUAAGGUAAAUCAUCGCCACUUAUGGGAUAUUCCAGAAAUAAUACUUGAAAGUGUAGGUGCACAAGACGAGAAUUCUAAUACUUGUACUGAAGCUUACCAAGAAGAGAGAUCAAAUGAUAUUGAAAUAACAUUUGAUGAUACAAAUGUUGAAAUUCCUCUUCACCAUGAAAACGCGGAGAUGAUAGAGAUUAACUCAUCACAUAUUAAUCUCGAAAUAAAUAAUAGUGAUCAAAUUUUGAAUGAAGCUAAUGUCAUGGAAAGUGACGACGAUGAUGUAGGGGAUUAUGAGACUGAUGUAGAGGAUAUCGAUGAGGAAUUACAACAUGGCGAAUGUUCAAAUACAGAUGAAACUGAUGAAAGCUCAUAA